This is a messenger RNA of Glossina fuscipes, 1630 nucleotides long. RefSeq lists its product as uncharacterized. The record is from RefSeq and is a predicted model, not a curated record. The transcript is spliced from 4 exons. NCBI's taxonomy places the organism in Eukaryota, Metazoa, Arthropoda, Insecta, Diptera, Glossinidae. The coding region runs from base 150 to 1535 and encodes 461 amino acids.
AUAGCAAAGAAGAAUUCGCAAAAACGAAGCGUACGACAAACAAUACUUAAAUUCCUUUCUUAGUUGAAGUAAUUUUUAUAGUGAAAGAUUUAAAAGAGCGUUGCGUGUGAGCGUUCUGACGUCAAAAAUACUUGUGAAAUCUGCAAAAAAUGCCUAUACAACUGGAUAAAAUAUUGAAUGAUAUAGCCCGUGAAAAAGUGUUGCAUCCUAACUAUCCUGGCGCGACGAAAAAAGAGGUAGAUGAUGCUUGGUUAAGAGUGGGUAAGAACAACAGUUUGUCUGUACAUGAGUCGCGUUCCAUAUUUAAAGUGUUGCAAAAGAAAUAUGAACAAGAAAAGGGAAAGGAGAACUCUGCAUGGAAACUGUAUGCAAUAAUGGAUAAAAUUCAUCAGAAAAUUGAGAUUAAAACGGAAAUGAAGGAAGAAGAUAACAUUCCUUUAGAGGAAGACGAGGAAUAUGAGAUGUUGGAGGUACAAGAAGAGGAGGAGUCUUCUGCUCCACCAGUGACUUCAAAUGAAUCGGGUUCUGAAAUGGAGAAUCCUUUGAAAUCAAGCAGCUUUGUAACAUCGCCAGAUAAAGAAGAUAAAACUUUAAUGAAAAGCGUAAAUCGUAAUGCAAUUGCUUCUACUCAAUCUGAUCAGAUCCACUCUACCAAGCUUUUAAAUUCCAUGGCUUCUAAUGUACCUCGAACAAAUUUAACGAACACUUCAAAAGUUUCAGCGUCUACUGCAGCUGCUUUACAAAAAAAAGGCGUAACUAUGAAAAAGACUCAAUUUACGACAGGUAACCAAGGUCAAACUAUUAACAACAGGUCUUUUACUCAUGUAUCCACUAAAUCUGUGCCAGGAAGUCGUUUGUUGGAGGUAGGCAAAACAAUCCAGUUACCCGAAUCGUUAAAACGUAAAUUGUCAGAAGAUCAGCCCUCUACACCCCUGAAUAAGAAAUUAAUUCAAUUACAUCAACAGCAAACUUCACAAACGUCUGAUCAUGGUUCAUUAGGAACAAAGGGUGUUUCCCAAUCUUCUCUUAUAAAUAACCCAAAUCAGUUAAUUCAAAUUAAACAAGAGAGACCGGAAUCCAUUAAUACAAGCGCGCAUCAGGAUAAUAUUACUACUGCAUCAAGUAUUAACGUUAUCACUAUACCAGCGGCACCCUCAUCUAGCAAUUUAGUCAAUGGAAUAAUAACUACAACUGGUGGGUCAUCCUCGUCUGGUGCACCACCCGUUGCUUCUGCAUCUAUUAACGGCUUCUCGCCACGUUUGGAAGAAAUUGACUUUCGUAGUGAUAUCAUUUUCGACACUGCGAAUACUAACGGCAAAGUGACUAACAAUUCAGAAAUAAUAAAUUUAGGUAAUUUUGAAAAUUCAUUGCCACCCACUUUCUUUAAGAACCUUUGUAAUUCGUCUCGCCAUGAAGCGUUGGGUCUUUAUGUAGCCAACGUUAUGAAUCGUUUGCGUCCACGGUCUGCUGCUAAAUUGGAAUUAGGCAUAUUGAGAGCUAUUAUUGACAUACAAAGCGAAGAAUUUGAGCAGUAGUGCAACAUUUGAUGGUAUUGCUUAUAUUUAAAUAUACGUUUUAUAUUUUAAAAGCACUUUGCUUUUUGUUUCUAACCACUUCAUUCGCAUUUAAA